CCGAGGGUUACCCCUUGGUCUAGCCGGGCUGCUUCCGUAUAUUCCAGGGAUGCUGCGCGCGCGCACCGGGGGUUGCGCUCUGGUCUCAUCUCAGUUUCGCAGCCUCCCUUUCGCGACCCGUAUCAAGUCCGCGGCGGCUCAAUCAGAGGUGUGUACCAUUUAACGUCAUCCCAGGAACGUCGACAUCCCGGUGUCGCAAUCGUUGUCGCAAUCCUGGAUGGUCACCAGCCUCAUCGUCUCUCACCCCCGUUCGGGUCACAUCCGGCUUGAUUCGAGUACAUACCCGCUCCGCUCCGGAAAAUGGAAACCGUAAUCGGGAUACGUCGUCGUUUUAAGUCGUCGGCAGGAGAUGAAUGAAUCCUGUGCGCGACAUUUACGAUAAAUGGCCAUGCGAGUAUUAAAAGGGCAAGCGAUAAGAAAGAGAAAAAGAGGAUCGAGCAGAUACAGCUGAAAAGGAGAUCUCGACCGUAAAUUCCCUCAUGCGGCUUAUCGAUCGGCAUUUUUUAAAUGUACUAUCGGUCACCGCGGGGGGUGAGAGCUGCAUUUGACAAUGUAAAGAAAAAUCUACAACAACGGGAUUGUCCCCUGAGCGUAAUGUUUCCCUACACGGCACUCGACAUCAUCGUUACCUCAACGAAUAUCUUAUCGCGCUGCAUUAAUAUUUCAUUCCCGUCAUAAAAGCUUGUCAGCAGUGAAAUGACGUGCGUGGGCAAUUGCAUGUACAUCUACAUAUAUCUAUGUACACAUAUAUACGAAAAUGAGUGAAGUUUACGUCUAGCGAUACACUGAACUGAUCCGGGAGCAAUUUUCCUGCACUUUUCGCGAACAUCCAUUAUCCGCGAAGCGCGGAAGACGCCUUGCGAUAAACUGAUUCAGGAUUGCGUGAUAUAGAUAACAAAGUACAGUAAAGUAAGUUACAAAAAAGACAGAGGAAGACAGGAAGACAAACAUCAUGAUCGUGGAACGGAGGACUACAGCUGAUCAGCUGUGAUCAGCUCGACUGCCGCACCGACCCUCCCGCUCGAUACAAGAAACUCACUUGGCCAGGAAAUUCCUUGGUGAUGUAUCGUCGGGUCCGGGUAAAAUGGCAGAGACGAUGACACACAAUCACACGACACCCGCCGAAAAUGCGACGGCGAGAAAGCUGAAUCUUACGUCGAUGACAUUCCUGCCUUCCACAGUGGUCGCGGCCGCAAUUAACGCCGAGACGACGAUUCCGACUAAUCCGUCCACGGUGAUGACGGGCGACCCUGCAGCCGUCAUUACUGUCAAACCGCAUCAUCAUGUCUACAACGUGACGGAGCAUCUCGUUGAGCAUGAUGAGUUUGAUCAUAGUAUCCUCACCAGCUUUUCAGACAUACAAACCGUUUUACUCGCGUGCAUAUCGACGUUAUUGCCGCUGAUCAUCACCCUGGGGAUCGCCUUUGGCAUCAGGCAUGUGUGGCGAAAAUACCAAGGCGACAGUGGGAACAGCGGGAACGUUUUACCUUACAAGAGCGUCUGUAUCUGCGAUAACGCAGUCGAGUCUCAGCAUCAUCAUUCACAUCCCGGAAAUGUUCCCGUUCAAGCUGCUACGAGAGUCCUCUCCGCGCAAGACUUGGUGAAUGGCCUAGAUGUACCCCGAUAUAUGUGCGAAACGGAAGUGAUGGAGGAGGUAAAUGUCGCCCCGGCGGCAGCAACCGUGAUGGAGUAUACCACUUCUGGUAAUCACACCAGCAAAAAUGCGAAUGGGAAUAUCAUCACGCUCACGCUCAAGAAUAAUCAUCUGAUCGUGGAGACGGAGGAACGCGCGGUAACGAUGGAAGAAAGCAAGCCCACGUCGAGAUAUAAAGACAGUAACUCGUUCGUGGUGGAGGUACAGCCGGAUUACGAUAGGAAGCAGACGGAAGGCAACAAAGGAUCCUCCGAUGAUAUGACCGCCGGUGUUACCGAUCAACAGGCUCUGGUGCACAGAGAGGAGAUCCCGGACGACAGAUCGUUAGGUUUUGAAAAUACGCGAUUAUUUGGGAGCACCAAUACCGGUCUGUCGCAAUCCGAUCUCUCGAUAUCCAGUCAAGGUUCCGCCAAUCCGAGCUACCGCUAUGGCAAUCAGGUUGAAUACGACGUAGGCCAUCUCGGGUAUCCCAUGUACGGUGGCAGCUACGAGUCCGACGUGCUGUCGAGGAAACUGGAGGGACGAUCCAAGUGGGUGGAAUUCGACAAGUCGCCGGAUAUCGAGAAGACUCUGUUGGACGACUCGAGAAACUUGACCAGCGACGAGGACGAGGAGGACAAAAGUCAGGAGUACUUUGGAAAAUCAAAAGACAUGUCGUCCCUGGAGGACGUCGUGAGCGCUGUGAUGCGAGAGGAUUCUCUGGAGAUCAACAGUCUGCCGGAUACCGUGCGAUCGAAUCCGAAUCUGCAGGUGAACGGCACGACGCCCAACAAACUGGAGAUCAUGGAGCAGAAGGCUCUGUGCAACGACUUCGCGAGCAAGGUGGAGAGUAACAAGCCCGUGAUAACCGGCGCGCUGCUGAAAGACGACGUUCAGGAGGAUGCGUUUCAGGAGCAGCAGCGCAAGCUGGGCAACGGCACGCUAACGCCGGAGCACAAGGAGAACAGGAUGACGGACCACAAGCCGGAAGGCAGUGUCUUCGUGCCGAGUCACAAGCGAGCGGGCAGCAUCCCGCCGCGGCUGAUCGAGGAAACGCUCGAGAUGGAUCGCAAAAAAUCGCUCGACAUCUAUAACAAGUACAGCCAAAUCAAAACGAGCACCAGGGGCAUGCUCCCGAGCCUGAGCCCGAAAUUCGAGCUGCUGCAGAACGAGGUGAGUCCCAUCGAGGAGAAGGAGAGUUAAUGUGCGCGUCAGACGAACGGAAACCCCUCGUCGUCGAGUUUGAACCGGUCUCCCGACUAUCGUCGUCGUCGUCAUCAUCGGCAGGAUGCAACGUCCUCGGGAUAAAUUGCAACGAAAGAUACUAGUCAGGGAUUACACGAAGAAAACCGCAGCGAAUACAGUUAAUACACUGUACACGUAGGGAUUAUGUUACUUAGUAUAGUGGACACGUGUAACGGAAUUGUAUCGUAAUUGCGCUCGACCACGCGGCUGCGCAUCUGCGCGAUUGCCUGGCGACAGACAUUUCGCGCAGAUAUCAGCCGGAUACCUAAACGAGUACCUAAAUAUAUAAAUCUCAUACGACGAGGUAAACUUGGUGCGAGAAUUAAGGUUUAAGAUGUAAUCGAUUUAAUCGAAUCGGAGAAGGGAGGUGCGACUGCCGUGAAGACUUUCCGUUUCCACAGCAUGCUUUGGUCGGCACUUUAGAGAUCCACAGGAUCGAUCAAUCGAGUCAGUGCGAUCGAUUUGUCUUUAACGGACGAAGGGUGUAACAUGUAGCCCGAAACAGAUGUAUGACAGCGUUUUGUAACUGCAAAAAGUCUCGUUUCUCUUUCGUCGUAUGGCAACGUACAAUAAUUUCCGAAACUUGAUAUGGACUUUAAUAUGGACCACGUUGUUUAGUUCGCACGGAUGAGAGACUUUUCGCGAUUGAAGCAAACAAGCGAUAAUGAUUAGUGUUAACGUAGCAGCGUAACGUACGAGCUAAUCAAAAAACAUUGAAAUAAGAAAUCUUUUUUCAUCAAUUUUGCAUAGGAAUAUAUCGCUCUCGAUUUGUGAUAGUUAUCUAGUACACUACGAAAUCAACAUUAACUUGAAGAUACACGCUCGAUCCGCUUGAACUUGCUAUUUCUUAUUCAAGAAAUAUGUAGUUAUAUUAUACAUAUAUAUUAUAUAAACACAUUUCUUUCCGCGCAAAAGUAUAUUAACAUUUGUCCAUCUUGGAAUAUAUUCGCUAAAAUUAACUACUUGAACUACAUUUUUGCAAAACAAAUUUAUUAAAGUUACCUUAGUAAUUUUUUAAAUAGAAAAUUUUUGCUGCGAAAACUGAUAGAUUACAUCACCUUCAUUUUACAAUGAAGAAAAUUCAAUAUGUGCUGAAUUUUGGAUUGGCAAUCCGUUUAUUAAUAUUUCUGAUUUGAGAUUCUUCGAUUGAGCAUUAUCGUAACGAUUAUAAUAUAUAUAUCGUAGUAAUUAUAAGCUCUUUGAAAUUAAAAAAAAACAUUGCAUUCCUAAUAUUCACAUUAAGUAAAUAAGUCAGUAUGCAUAUACACAUGCAUCGAUAAUGUAUAUGUAUACGUAUAUGUGUACAUACAUAUAUAGGUAUAACGAAAAUUGCACGCACAUAGAAUAUAAAGCACUUACACGUACAUACAUGUUAUGCGCGCACACAAUGUUAAACAUUUUUUAUUAGCUUUAUAGGCGUUUCGAGAUGUGAAGUCGACGCUUGAGACUUGACGAUUACGUGGAUUCUAGUGCCAAAAUAGUUUCUUAAGGCAUCUCAUGAGAGAAUUUGCAAGAAUAUUUAUAAUGAUCACUUGUCUGUGUAUAACUAUGUUUCAGAGAAACAUUAUGUUACCAAUAUUUCAAAUUUUAUAUGAUUCCGUUGAAUAUUGCAAACAUUAUCGAAUGUUAUCUUCGUGAUGCGUGAAAAUUUUUGCGAAAAAUUUCACGACAUGAUAUCGAAUGUGUCUGAGAAAAGAAAGCAAUGUAUUAUAUGUCCGCCGACAUUUAUGUUAGAUGCUGUUCCAAUUUUUAUAAAAGUAUUAUUACUCAUGCUAUUGUUAUCAUAUUUAUACUUUGCUCUACAUAUUGUUUCAAUAUAUGUAUCCCCUCAUGCAUCGCAUUAAUCACGUUAAUUGCACCAGUAAGAUUUCGCAAUUUUUACAUUCUGCUCAUAAUUACUAUUUAAUCAUCCUUCGGAUAUGAUAACGCUUCGUUAGACGAGAUCAUGUUCGAAGCUAAUUUAACUAAUAUAACGAUGUUAAAAAUUUGCGGAAUUGCCGUAGCGACUCGUAAGGACAGUUUCUAGGAUGUAGUCGUAUAGAGAACACGGUUUCGGUGUUUUAAAUAAAACCUGAAUUGUCCUGCGCGAACCAAAGACAUCAUUCUUAUGUACCAAAUAUAUACAUAUAUAUAUAUAUACAUACGAUAUAUAUACAUACAUACACAUAUGUAUAUAUAUGUAUAUAUGUACACAUAUAUAUCGUAAGAUCUACAAGAUAUUUGGUAUGCUGAUUGUCAGAGUAAAAUAAGAAAUGUCUUGUAAGUGAAUACUUUAUGAGACAUGUCAUAUUUUCCUCUGUCAAAUUUUGAGGUAAAAUAUGCAAGCAGUAUUCAUUUUCCGAGAUAUUUCGCGUUUUAUUCUGACAUAUUCUGUAUUAUUUUGUGUUUUAUUCUCACGUAUUCACGUCACAAUUAUCUCCUCUUAAUUCUGUUAUCUAGCGCUAUCUUAAAAUAGCUAGAAGAAUUGAUUUUGUGACAAAAAAUUAAAAUUGUAUAUUUCUAUUUUGGAAUAAGUUGCAGACGUGCAGAAAAUUGAACCAUCUUCCCGUUCCAUCUUUUAUUAUGUGUACAAAAACGCUAUGGAAUAAAAUAAAAACCGAUGUGAGGAAUAUUUUGCAGGAUAUUUUAUAUUUUAUAUACGUCAGAAUACGUUAGAAUAAAAUAUAUGAUUGAGUAUCAGAUCAAAAAAUUUAUUAUUCUGCCUAAGAUAUUUUAUUGUAGAUUCUAUGCAAGUCAUGAUUACAUUGUACGCUUACAAGACACCAUUGUAACGGAAUAUUUCAAUCAUACCAUCUUACAUUUAACUUACAUUAACAUCAUAUCGUGUCAGAAUCUUAUUUGAAUGAUUUGUUCAUUUGAAUUUUCUAUCGUAGCAAUUAGAUUACGCGAACUUUACGAAUGUAGUUUACUUUCUUUUUUUGUAGACUAGCACUAGUCUUAAAAGCGAAUGCAUGAAAAUAUGGAUUUUGUAUGCGAUCUAGAUAUCAUAUAUAAUCGUGAAUAUUGAUACUGAUUAUCGAUAACAUAUUUCUCACUCAUGUACUGGGAUGUACCGUGUACUUCGAAAUACGAUUUAGGACAGGACAGCAUCUUUGAACGUGACCCAUGGUCACUAGUAGCAUCGAAAAGGAAUCUUUCAUUUUCUCUCGAUAUUUACAGGUCUCUAUUACUGCGACAUCCAAAAUAAAAUUGCUGACAUAGAAAAUACCGAAAAUUGUCAUAGAACUUAGAAUUGACACGCGUUGGAGUUGCGAAAGUAGAGAUCGUCUAAAUUCAUAAUGCAGGAUCAGGAGGAACGAUAGGAGAAAUGUUACGGAAAUGAUCGAUUUUAUUAAUUGCGCAUCACGCUUUAGCGCUUCACGAUGAAAUUAUUUUGCUAUUAUUAUUGUAUAUUAAGAGUUUGCUGUAUUUUUUAAAAAUAUGCUUUUACACAUAUAUAUAUAUACACGUACGCGCAUGCGCGCAGUUAAAAUGAUGUUAUAUGAUUGUUUGUACAAAGCGAAAGCAGAUAUAUUAUAUUCGUCUUAACAUAACAUAUUUUACAAUAUUCUAUAUUCUCUGGUUUAAAAAUUUUAGAAAUUCUGUCUACUCUAUAUUUGAAUUCUAUAUUUUUUACCGUAUUCUGUAUUUAUUCAGUCUAAAUUAAUAGUUCCUCUUUUACUUUACUGAGACUUUGAUUUUAAUUAAGAAAUAUUAUAUUAAAUAUUAUAUUAUUAAGAAAUAUUAUAUUAAAUAUUAUAUUAUUAAGAAAUAUGAUAUUUUUAUAAACUUAUACUUUUUAUUGUCUCACAUCGUCUUACCUUUGUUGAAUUCUUUUGUAUAUAUUAAAAAUAUAAUUAACAUAAAAAUAUUUUUAAUAAAGCUUUGUUAAUGUGUGAUCAACGAUUAAUAAAAAUUAUAUAUUAUAUCAAUUUUACACGGGAUGACACAUAAUUUUAUCUGCAGGGCAGAAUAAAUGUGUGAGGUAUUGUCUGUUUACGUGAAAGUGCAGAUUAAUGUUUGAUUGUGAAAAUCUAAAGUUGUUUCUGAGGGUGAAGGAGUUGAGAACGAAAAAGGUAACGAUAUGGAUUGCUACGAAAUCUUUCUUAUGUGAUUGACGAAUAUAAAUUCGGAGCAAACCCGCUGAGACACGCGUCCGUCCUUCUAUGUCGUAAAUGAUUAGAUUCGUUCUUUCAUGCGCUAAUAUACAUAUACGCAUUUAAUUGUAUGUGUAGAAUAGUUUUCUUAUAUAUCCAUACCUAAACUCUUUCCAUCGAAAAUUUAUUUUUUGUCGAGAACAUUGUACGAUCCUUCUCGCCAUGAGAACAACAAUGUUCUACGUAAUUUUAUUAGUUAGGAAGAUUGUUAUAUUACUUUUUACUUUGUUAGAAAUAUUGAAGCAGUUAUGUUUAGUAAUAUUAUGCAUGAGAGGAAUAAUGCGAAGAGUUUAAUGUAAUACGGAAAAUCGAUAUAGUAUCGACAUAGCGUAUAAAAGCGCGCGUAUACGCUUCCGGAGAGUGUUUUAAUAUUUUAUAACGUGCAAGCUAACUCAAAGAAAACUGUAAUACUAACAUCUGCUUUUUUUCGGGAUAAGUUCAUAAUGAAAUCGAAGUAAAUUAUUGCGCUCAUUGCACAAAUUCAUUUCUAUUAGUCGCUAAGAGCUUCCAUUGUAUAUGUCACCUUAUUUUGCAAAAUAAACUACUGCGCACGAAUAAGA
This is a messenger RNA of Ooceraea biroi (clonal raider ant), 7574 nucleotides long. RefSeq lists its product as uncharacterized. Lineage: Eukaryota; Metazoa; Arthropoda; Insecta; Hymenoptera; Formicidae. The record is from RefSeq and is a predicted model, not a curated record.